AUGGCCGCCAGCAACGACUCUCAGAUAGUAAUCAAAUUGCUCGAUGCCCCUAGCCAUGCCCUCUUACGCAAAUUCGGGUCCCUUGGGUAUUCGCUACUUCUUCGGCUUCAGUCGGAACUCACCGCGAUCGAGUCACAUAGCGGUGACGCUCUUCUGGCAGGUAUUGAUCUUCACAACGUGGGAGCAACAACUGUAGCUCUGGGCGCGGAAGCCUCGACAGAAAGCAGGCUGCGUGAAGAAGAGCUACAGAACAAGCUUAUCAAAUACUACACGCUUCUGAAUCUUUUCUCAAAAAUUCAAUCCUCCAGGAUACCUCAUGAAGCUGUUCUUGAAGGUUUUAUUAGAUUUGUCAAGGACGAUCUUCAGAAGGAUGUCGCCCACACCACCUGGGUUGAUGAAGCCGAUCUCAUGGGUCCCUUUACAAAUCGUCUGCCGCAGCAAAUCCUCAUCACUAUGAACAUAGUAAGCAUUUUUAGGAAGAUGAAACGCUUCAAAUGGUUCGCUGCCAUUAUUCAUAGGUUUCCAAAAUGCAUACGUCGCCAUCUUGAACACCCUGGAUACCCAGACAGAUUCGUCUUGUCGACUGGCGGGAUAACAAAUUGGUUUUCUGUACUCGUCGUCAUCCUCGUUCCCACCAUCAUCGUGGGAGCAAUGCUAGCACUAUACGCGACACACUCGACAAGGGAACGAAUGGCUGCGUUAUGGGGGUUCGCAGUUGUAUUUGCAUUCAUGACAAGGCUCUUGGCUACUCCCAAUACGGAUUUUAUAUUUGCUACUAAUGCUGCAUUUUGUGCGGUUCUAGUCGUUUUUGUUGGCAAUGCGCUGCCUGGGUAG
Molecule: messenger RNA, 834 nt
Organism: Talaromyces marneffei
Lineage: Eukaryota; Fungi; Ascomycota; Eurotiomycetes; Eurotiales; Trichocomaceae
Exons: 4
Coding region: 1-834 (277 amino acids)
Source: RefSeq, a predicted model, not a curated record